Molecule: messenger RNA, 582 nt
Organism: Corylus avellana
Lineage: Eukaryota; Viridiplantae; Streptophyta; Magnoliopsida; Fagales; Betulaceae
Product: protein LURP-one-related 4-like
Source: RefSeq, a predicted model, not a curated record
AUGGCGAAAGUGUACCCUCAAGUACCAAGUUUUUCUCCCCACAUGACUUCAAAGAGAGAAUCAUUUACUGUAUGGAUGAAAUCUCUUGUUUAUCAGACAAAUGGGUGCACUGUUUACAACACAAAUGGUGAUAUAGUUUAUCGUGUCGACAACUACGACAAGAAAGGUAGCAAUGAAGUUCAUCUCAUGGAUCUCCAAGGCAAAGUUCUUUUUACUAUACGACGGAAGAAACUUCUAGCUUUUGGAGGGUGGGAUGGAUAUAGAUGCAGCGAUUCUUAUAUAAACGAAAAGAAGCCAUGGUUUCAAGUUAAGAAGUGCUAUAGAAUAUUGCUCAAGGGAGACUUAGGUUUCCAAGUUACUGUCGGCUGUGACAAGUUCUGGAUAGUUCGUUUGGCUGGAAAAACAGCAUUUAGAAUAGUGAAUAUUGAUGGAGAUAUUGUUGCAGAGGCAAAACCAAAGCAGGCAUCUUCUGGGGUACUGUUGGGCGAUGAUGUUUUGGCUUUGGUGGUGGAGCCUCAUAUGGAUCAUUCCCUUAUGAUGGCUCUAUUGAUUGUCUAUGGACUGAUUCGACGUAGAAUGUGA